Cylindrotheca closterium is the source of this 606-nucleotide messenger RNA. Lineage: Eukaryota; Bacillariophyta; Bacillariophyceae; Bacillariales; Bacillariaceae. The record is from the annotation of a GenBank genome assembly.
AUGUACCGAAACGAGACGACUCUCGUGCUUCUUCUAAUUAUUGCCUGCAGCUGCUUAUCAAAUGUUUCUGCAUGGAACAACGCCAACAACAACAAGCAGGGUGCUCUGAACUUCUUCCCCCUUCCCUUUCAGACUACUGCCCUUGGUGGCAAACAUCUCGUAGAUGCCGGUAAAGCCUUAAAGAAGGCUUCCAAUUGCUUUCAAAACAUCGGAGACAGCUAUUACGCCUAUCCUACCAUUCUACGAGAAGCCGCGUGUUCCUUGACCGAUGCUGGAAAUGCUUGGAACCAAGAUCACUGGGAGGCGGUGACCUAUGCCAUGGACGACUGUGCUUCUUCCUUUGUCAUGUUGUCUCAGCUUCAACGAUCUGUCGAAAUGCAAAAGGCCUACAAGGGUGCCGCUGGAGAACUCAAGGUCAUUGCCGGAUUGACCGAACCUAUGGAAGCGACUGAAAAUUUGAUACAAUUGAGCAAUUAUUUCAAGUUGGUGGCCAAAGUGGAAACUAUGGAGGAACGACAUCGUCAGCAUGUUGACACGGUGUCCUUUGGGAAAUACUUGAAGCAAGCAUCCCAAUCCGUUCAAACCUUGGGUCGGGAGCAGAGGUGA